CUCGGCCAUAAAUACUCGGCUAACUUCAAUCAAAUGGCAUGACAAGCCGGAAGUAAACAACCAGAAGAAAUUCUACUUUCAGUUGUAAUUUUGUUUCCUGAAUAAUACCACCACUUACAGACCGGCUAGUUAAGGAAGAGGAAAUACGUAAACAGAGGGCAAGAUCAUUCAGCUACAAAAUGGAUUUUGGAUCUGAUUAUGUGUAUUGUUAUGAUGAGCCAGACUUUGAGUAUAUUUAUGACGAGGAGUAUGAGGCUGGAAUGAAUGUCAGUGAUUCAGACUCAGAUGAUGAGGGGGCUGACCCAGUUCCUUCUGUUCUUGGAGACCCCGCUCCAUUCACAAGUUCACCACUGCCCCCUCUAAUGGUUGGCAUGGGCCCACAGGUCCCUCCCCCACCACCUCCACCUGCUGCAGUGGGUUUUUCCAGCAGUCUUAGGUCGGUGCCACCUGCUCCUGCUCCCCCAGUUGUACCUCAAAGGGCCAUGAAGUUUGGACGAGGACAUUGGAGGACAAACACUAAAUCCAAUGCUAGUACCGCCAGCGGGAGUCAGCCGAGGCCUGGACGUCGUGUACGGCAGGCAGACACCAACAUCGUGUCCGUCAAGUUUGACAAGUUGAUCACCCCGAGCAACAUGCACGCAGGUGACCCCCAGGCAUGUGACGGUUGUGGAGCCAUCCUGUCGCACAUGAGUAAACUGCUGACACGUGGAGAGGAAAAGGUGUGGGAGUGUGAGUUUUGCGGGCGUGAUUACCCAGUGGACGUGGAGGAGGGUGAAGUGCCCACGACUGGGGACGUGACGUACAUGUUGGAGCCUGGGCUUGCCACGACCGCUAGUGGACCAGCCGGCCUUGACCAGGCAUUUGUUGUCUUCUGUGUUGAUGUCUCAGGCAGCAUGUGUGUCACUACCGAGGUCCCUGGCCAUAUUGAGCUCCGCGGAGCCGAGAGUCUGCGUCAGGCUCGAUUGAUGAACCGUGAGCGCGCUGACCAGUACCUGCCCAGGCAGAGUCGGAACGUGACAUACGUGUCCCGCCUCCAGUCUGUUCAGGCCGCCAUCGACCAUCAGCUCAACGAAAUGGCCCGUGACUUUCCAAACAGACGUGUAGCACUCGUCACCUUCAGUAAUGAGGUGACAGUGUAUGGUGAUGGGAAGUGUGAGCCUGUAUCCAUUGUCGGUGACAAGUUGACACGACGGGAAACCCUCACUGAGAUUUCGCAGGAAACUCCCUUUCCAGACAACGUGAAAAACUCAAGACAACAACUCAGUAAAAAACUCUUUGAGCUUGAGGAGGGUGGUCCUACGGCUCUGGGCCCAGCAUUGCUGGUGGCCACAACGAUGGCAGGGCGUGUGCGGGGCUCCAAGGUGAUCCUAUGUACAGACGGGCUCGCAAACAUUGGCAUGGGCAAGCUUGAUAAUGUCAAUACUGAUGCAGAAGUGGAGCAGGCUGCACAGUUCUAUGAUGAUGUCUCUGACACAGCUGUGCAGAAUGGUGUUUCGAUAUCUGUGAUCACAAUCAAGGGGACGGACUGCAGACUUGUAGAGCUCGGGAAAAUGGCUGACAAGACUGGAGGACAGGUGAACAUUGUUGACCCACUGAAGUUGACUCAGGAGUUUAGCUCCAUCCUGGCCAACAAGGUGAUCGCCACCAAUGUAACAGCCACCAUGAUUAUACAUAAAGAAUUGUUUUUCUUCUAUGAUGAAACUGAGGAAAGUAAAGUUGUGCGUAACAUUGGCAAUGUGACAGCUAGCACAGAAAUCACAUUUGAGUAUGGCAUGCGUACCAAGCCCCAGGAAGAAAAGUCUAGCGAAUCAAAACCUGACCAAUCAACAAACAUUGCUGAACAGGGAACCAAUCAGGCUGAAACAAGUCAAGCAGAACAGAUGGAAGUUGAGGCUCAGGGGGCCCCCAUAGGAGCUGAGGAGCAGACAGAAGGAGCUGAGCCAAUGAAGGAAGAAGACAACACCACAUCUGAGGCACCAAAAGGGGCUGAAGGGCCGCCGGAGGUGGAUGAUAAUAAAGAGCUGCCCUUCCAGUUGCAGAUCGUUUACACAGACACAGAAGGGGCCAAGGCCUUAAGGGUGAUCACCAAGACAAAACCUGUGACAAGGGACAGGAAAAAGGCAGAGAGAUUGGCGAAGCUGGACGUGUUGGCAGCCCACACAGCACAGACCUCAGCCCAGAUGGCACAGGAUGGGAAGUACACGUUGUCAAGGGAACGUGCGCUCAUGAACCAGCGUGUUGCUUGGAGACACACUAGAGAUGAUGAUGGUAGAGUGGUCCAGAGCCAUACAAAGUACAAAAAAGCAUUCGGAAAGAUCAAAUCAAUGGAGAAUUACCUGGCGGGUCGCCAGCGGUCGGAGCGAUCAACACAUGGACGCACGUACAGUGACGAGGAAGAGGAUGAACCUGAUAUGGAGAUGAACGCAGCUCCAAAAGCAAAGUCCAAGUCUUUCUUCUCCAGGCUUAGGAAGAAGCGGUCUGAGACGACAGAAGACCAUGGUGCAGCAAUAAUCUAUAAGGGGAAGAGUGCUAAAAGUUUCUUUACCGACAGCGACUAAAGAUAGCUUACAAGUCAAGAAACAUUAAAAGUUAAAAAAAAAAGCUUAAUAUAAUGCAAUUAUGUUGAAGAAAAAUCAAACAAUGGUGUGAAAACAUCUUUUUGUUAAACUUGUGUAAUAUGACUGCUCUAUUUCGAAUGGUCAGAAAUUGUAUCAAUCUGAAUGCCUGUAAACAAUUUAAUCAUUAAAAAAAUAAUUGCUUAAUUGGCAACAUUCCAACAAGUCAUAUGUCUAUAUUUAUACCCCAGACAAACAAUGUUUGAAUGGGGGUAAAUUGCAGUCAACCUGUGGUUGGUAGGUCGGUUGCAAUUUUCCUUGUCCAGAGCAUAACUUGAAAAGAACAGGAUCGAAUUUAGUUAAACAUCAUACAAUGGUUAAACCAGAUUCAUGGUCCAUGAUGGAAAUGCAGUGUACAAUAGAUUAAAUUAUGCAUCAUACUUGGAUCAAGCACCAUGAUUCAUGCAAAUGCAGUGUACAAUAUCCUCAGAGUUAUGGCCUCUUUUCAAAGAUAUACUUUGCCAUUCCUGUGUCCAGCCAGUAUUCAGGGUCAUUCGUCACUCCUGUGACAGCUCUAGUUGUUGUUGUUUUCAAUAAAAAAAAACAUUUAUUUCAUUUUCUAUCUUUUAGUUAACAUGAUAUUUCUUCUUGAUUUCAUAAAGAAACAUGUUUAAAGACAGCCGGUACAAGAUGUGUUACACAGGCAAUAUAUCAUGAACAUAUAACAAAUUAUGACAUCAUCUUACCAGAUCUGAUGUCAGAAUUGAAAAGAAAGCAAAUUUCCAGGGAAUGUUUAUAAGGGUUUUUUACAGAUUCAGACAAUAUUCCUGUUUAUAGAUAUGUAAGCUAAAUGUCUACCGUAUAUGAUAACCAUAAUUCUCAAAAGUGACAUAAUUUGCAUUGUUAUUUUUUUCACCAUAAUCAAAUAUUUUACAUAGUAAUCCAUUGUUUGAGCCUUACUGUCCAUUCAUAUCAUUUUGAUAUCUUAUGUUCUUAUAAUCCUGUUACCGUAUCACUGUUAUGUAUAGAGUUAUUAAUUACUUUGUUAGUUAUAUGCACCUUUUGAAUUCUUGUGUAAUUUUAAAUUUAUGUAUUUGAUACCUUACAUGUAAACAUAAUUUGGAUUGGCUGAGAAGGGUUACACAAAAAUGUGACUCGAAAAGAGGUCAUGUCUCCUCAUAUGCCAUUUUAUGUUGUUGUUUUGCUGCCAAUCAAUGAACACUAAACCAAGAGUGUAGGAAUGUAAGGGCUUCAUAUUUGCUUCAUGAUUUAUGAUCAUUAAUUUCAAUUUGUGUAUUGUUAAUAGUAAAUUUUGUAAUACUAGUAUACCAAUUACAGACUUCUGUUUCGGUCCAUUUGUAGUUUUUCUGACCUCUCAAGUGAUAUUGACCUUUACAGAAGUCUGUAUUUGUAUAUUAUAUUAGGUCACCUUAUAUUGUUUAAAUUUCAUAUUUUUCUCCAUAAACAUUCUUAAAUGUUUGUAAAUAGUGCAAUUAUAUUGUCCAAAAGUUUAUUUUAUCAUAUGUCCACAAAAUAAAUACUGUAAUAUUGAUGACAUGGGUCUUUAGUCGUUAAAACCAAAUUUCUAACCAGAGCUGCUGAUUUCUUCCCUUGUCAAGAAACAUUGUGAAGAUUAGCGUGUGUAACAACCAAACAAAUUCAAAUCAUUCUAUCACUUGCUGAGGAAAAAUGUCCCUGUUGCUGAUGAAAAGAAAUAUCAGCUGUAAAAAUAUAUUUAAAUAAAGUAAUUACCAUGAAAAAUUUGAGCACUGGAUUAAAAGUCUGAAGUAUUUAAUCUCAGCUGCCCAUAGAUAUAUAACACGAUUUGACCAUAAUCCCAUGUAUGAAUUCAUACCAUUUAUUUUACACUUUAAUGACAGUUUUGCUCAAACAUAUCAAAGGUUGGAUUGAAUAGAACCAUGGAGUUCCUGUGUGUUUGUGAAAUCCUAUUGCAGUGGCACAAAGACCUAUGAUGUAGAGUUUUGAAUGUUGGGAUUUUGUUACCUUCCUACUGAAUGUUCUGUUGUUAUUCGGGUUGUUUGUUAUUUGUGUAUUCACAAAACAGUUUCGUUAUGUAUAUGGUUUAUUUUUUCAUUUUUUUCUACUCACUUUGUAAAUAAAAGUUUUUACCUUAAUAAAACUUGGAAAAGUA
Molecule: messenger RNA, 4707 nt
Organism: Mya arenaria
Lineage: Eukaryota; Metazoa; Mollusca; Bivalvia; Myida; Myidae
Exons: 17
Coding region: 180-2558 (792 amino acids)
Biological process (GO): intracellular protein transport; endoplasmic reticulum to Golgi vesicle-mediated transport; COPII-coated vesicle cargo loading
Cellular component (GO): COPII vesicle coat; endoplasmic reticulum exit site
Molecular function (GO): SNARE binding; zinc ion binding
Source: RefSeq, a predicted model, not a curated record